This is a messenger RNA of Salvia hispanica, 1384 nucleotides long. RefSeq names its product WUSCHEL related homeobox 13 (gene WOX13). Lineage: Eukaryota; Viridiplantae; Streptophyta; Magnoliopsida; Lamiales; Lamiaceae. Gene Ontology annotation, molecular function: DNA binding; DNA-binding transcription factor activity. The record is from RefSeq and is a predicted model, not a curated record.
AAAAAAAAGUAGAUAAAAUUGCACUAAACCGGGGUGAAAUUUGCGUUCAUACUCCUCGCACAUGUUAACUGCUCAUAAGCCCUCUCCAAAAACCUAAGUGCUUCAAACCCGCUUUCUUCCCCCUGUGCCACCAACCGCCGCUGCUGCUUCGGCAAAUUCAGCCACCAUUUCUUGACUCUAUGGACUGGGAAAAGCAACCGCCGCAGCCGGCGGACGAGCCCGGCGGCGGAGGGAUGUUUGUCAAGGUCAUGACGGACGAGCAGAUGGAAGUUCUCCGCAAGCAGAUUGCUUGCUACGCUACCAUUUGCGAGCAGCUCGUUGAGUUGCACAAAUCCCUCACUUCCCAGACCGAUCUCGCUGGAGUGAGAUUGGGAAAUCUAUAUUGCGAUCCCCUGAUAACCUCCGGUGCCCAUAAAAUCACCGGGAGACAGAGGUGGACCCCAACGCCUAUGCAGCUUCAGAUUCUUGAACGCAUUUUCGAUCAGGGGAUUGGAACACCGAGCAAACAGAAGAUCAAAGAAAUAGCCAGUGAGUUGUCUCAACACGGCCAGAUUAGUGAAACAAACGUCUAUAAUUGGUUUCAAAAUAGGCGUGCUAGGUCGAAGAGGAAGCAGCAGGCUGCACCGUCAAACAAUGCUGAAUCUGAAGUCGAGACAGAGGUUGAAUCCCCCAAUGAUAAGAAAACAAAGCCUGAGGAAUUUCAACCUCAGAACAUCCUAACCUCCAGAGCAGAGGAUCUCUGUUUUCAGAACCCUCAGACGAGUUCAGCAAUACAUUCUGUCGAUCCAAGAACCAGCAAACCUGAACCAAUGUUGCCCCCUGAAGGAAGCUCAAAGUUUGGGGGUAAUUUUGGGCAAAUGUCCUUCUAUGGAAAUAUGUUAUCAAAUCCAAGAAUGGACCAGUUCAUAGGAAAGAUAGAAGUCCCCGGGAACUACAAUCCUUAUUUACAGCAAGACGACUACAACAUGGAUGGAUAAGCAUAUAGGUCUCUUGACUUCUGGCAUAUGUGCUUUAUGAACUGAAAAUAUAUUAGUUUGAGCUGAUUAGUUACUUCUACUCGAACUUGGAGACUAAUGCUGAUCUUGUCAUCUCGACUCCACUUUGAAGAUGAAAUUUGUCUUGCCAUUUUGUUGGUAUGACGAAUGAAGUUAGUAUUAUGAUACACAUAUAUCACUCCAGAGUCGGGGGCUUUAUUGUUCAUUUUCGAUUUGUUCUUUUUCCUACUGUCUCACUCCGUUGCUUUACGAAUAUUGUGUGGCUUCUCUGUAGAUUUGCCAGAUUAACAGAUGUUCUUACUUUGGGUCUUUGAUGAUUGUUUUAGCAACAUCUGAAUGUCUGAUAGUUGGGAAAAUAUAAUGAUUCAUAUGAUAUUUUGUUUUUUUUA